AUGGGCGGCAAUGUCGCAGUUCUCGACGUACAGGACAAACCUACCGCAGAAUUUUACACACUUGGAUCGCGAUUUGGGGUCAAAACUUUUUAUAUUCAGACAGACGUUACCAAGCAAGACAGUCUGAUUAAGGGUUUCGAGGCUGCACUUGCUUCACUAGGAACCAUUGAUGGAUGUGUUCCGGCAGCAGGCAUUGCUAUUGACAAGCCAUUUGUUGAUCAAACCUGGGAUGAGUUCACGCGGAUCCAGGAGAUCAAUGUCCGCGGAACGUUUUUCAUCGUGCAAUUAGUCGCCAAACAGAUCAUCAAGCAAGGCACCGGAGGUAGCUUCGUCCUGAUCGCCUCACAAUCCUCGCACAUUGGCCUUCCGGGAUAUAGGAUGGCGGCUUACAACGCUUCCAAAGGCGGCAUACUCAUGCUGUCGAGAGCCCUGGCCGUGGAACUAGCCAAGCACAAGAUCCGCGUCAACACCAUAUCGCCGGGCUUCGUAGACUCUGAGAUGACAAGGAACGUGCGCGCUGCAAAGAGCAAGCGAGAAGGAGAUCAAAUGUGGCUCGCACCCCCAUUGCAGCGACUCAGCACGCAGAAUGACCUGACUGGAGCCAUUAUCUACCUCCUAAGCGACGCUGCCAGACACACCACGGCGACCGAUAUUCCUAUCACGGGCGGUCUUCAUGCAGGCACCAUUGAUGGUGUCAUUAGCCACGAAGAAUGA
Phaeoacremonium minimum UCRPA7 is the source of this 714-nucleotide messenger RNA. Its product is annotated as putative short-chain dehydrogenase reductase sdr protein. Lineage: Eukaryota; Fungi; Ascomycota; Sordariomycetes; Togniniales; Togniniaceae. The record is from RefSeq and is a predicted model, not a curated record. The transcript has 2 exons. The coding region runs from base 1 to 714 and encodes 237 amino acids. Gene Ontology annotation, cellular component: intracellular anatomical structure. Gene Ontology annotation, molecular function: oxidoreductase activity, acting on NAD(P)H, oxygen as acceptor.